AUGAACGAAUUUUCACAUGCGAAUGAUACCGAAGGCGUUGGCAAGGUUGCUGACGAUAGUUCGCUAGCUAGGGUCAGCGCAUCUUCAUCCUCGCUACCCAGCCGAACAACUGCGGCAGGGGAGUCAAAGGUAUACUUAGACGGCAACCGGAGAGCUGUGCAUACGCUGAGAGGGAAGAGGCUGGAAUCAAGUACUACACACGAGCACGCGUUUGACCACGAUGAGGGAGAAGGGAUGCGGGAACGAGAACACUGCUCUGACCUGGGCCAUCUACGAAAGCAACGCAAGAAAAGAAGAACAUACAGCUGCGACCUUUGCCGUAAGUUCAAGACACGAUGCGACUUUGAGCCGACAGCCGGGAAAUGCCACAGGUGCCAUGUGCUAAACCUGGAGUGCUCUCUGACUAAGGACCGCCAGGCGGAUAUCCUGCGCGCUGCUGAAGGCUCCGGCGAAGAAGGCCCAUAUCGUCUUCCGCACGUUGCUCAAAGCAAUAGUAGCAAUCAGCGAGGGCUGGGGAUGGACCAGCGAUUACAGAUACUGGAGAAUCAGAUCUCUGGCCUGAGCAACAAGCUGGAUUUUAUCUUGUUGCUGUUACAAGGCUCCAACACGGCUAUUCUCAACGCCAAUGCGAUGGGCGGUAGGAGUACGAGAGCCUAUAUGGGUGCGAAAGAUUCGGAAGCUAGUCCAGCUGUCUCGAACGCUAGCGACGAUGAAGCCAAUUACAAGGGGCAGUUGGGUUGGCCGCCGUUAGAAACUGGGGCGGAGAAGCUGACCCGCAUACUGCCUAUUCAAGAAUAUAGAAAGAGUGGCUUCAACAGUUUAAAACUAAGCGAUCCACCAUUUAAGUUGAUUUACGACCUUGACAGCAAACUGUUCCCCUCCAAGGCUCUAUCCGAGGAGGAGAUCAUAGCCCAAAACCAGCGUCCAUUUGUCGUUGCGCGCGUUAACUUCAUGAGCUAUUUUGGUCGUUAUGAGCAAUUAUGUUUAAACCUCUCCCGAGAAUUCCUCGUAAAGUCCCAUUUUUGGAUUAUACCUGGCGGUAUUAAGGAGAUAGACAGGGAGUAUGUUAAGAAACACGUAUUCAUCACUAGUGUAUUUACGGUAAUUGCCAUGGGCUUUGCCGAGAACAAAGUUUACGAGGAAGAACAAGAACUACUGUAUCCAUUGGUCGAGAGGCUGCUGGCGAACACUCUCACGAUGUCCGAGAAAUUAACAGACCAUGAUAUAGAGGCUAUAUUAUACUGUUGCAUGUUUAGCAUUUCGAGAAAAUCGAAGAGGCACAGACAACUGCGGUUCAAUUCUCUAAUAAUGUGCAAUUUUGCGAUAAACAGUCUGCUCACAAUCAUCGAUUACCAUAAGAUCAAGGAGCGUGUUCUCGUGAGAGAAGAAUACCAAUCCAUUGAUCUAUAUCAUCUCAGGAUCUUAAAUUCACUAACAGCUUGUAAGUUUCAAUACUCGAUUGGGCAUGGCGAAUUCACUGUACAGGAUGAACUGUCGAAGGAAUUCAACAAUUUAACAGCCAAGUUCCCACAGGCAAAUUUUGGAGAUGACAUUAAGAUUAGUGAGAUAAAUCUUUCAGAGAUUGUAAGCUCCAUUUUCUUGAAUUUUGGGCUAUAUUUUAGGGAGUUUUCCAGCAAAUUCAGACAGCAGUACACUGAAGAAGGAUCACGAGAAGCAUCUGAGAAGGAAGCGAAAGACUUGGUGUUUCCCGAGUUAGAAUACUGGUUGAUUAAUUGGGAUGAGUUACUAUCAAAAGAUGGAGGAGGUGUUCUACUAUUUUCCUACCAUUUCUACUACAUCAUGCUAUGCAGGACGUUACUGACCGAAAGGUAUGAUGAAGACUUCAGAAAUGACUUAUUUUACUUCCGAUGCGCCUUGCAUACCAUGAAAAACUCGUGUUUUGCAUUACUAAAUGGAUUUCUCAAGCUUCCUCCAUCAUUACUUAAAGGCGCACCUGUUAAUAUUCUACACCAGUUAGUCUACGCUUGUCUGACAGUUUCUGAUUUCCUACUUUACUAUGAACCUUCUGAGAGACAGCUAAUCUUAAAUAUGUGCACUAAGAUAUACUGGCAUUUGAAUGCCAUCGGUGAAAAGUCAAAUGAAGCGACUGAGAACGUUGGCAAGAUUAUAAAGGCUUUAAUCGAUACCAGUAAAGACAAGAAUACUGAUCCUACUAAGCUAGUUCCGGGGAAUCACCAACUUUCUUCGAAACAUAACAGUGUGGGACAACUAACGUCACUUGCGUCGGACAGUUUGGCAUCUUCUCCAACAGGAGUAGGCUCGCUGAGCUCAUCACUCCCAUUGGAUAGUGGAGCUGCCUUCAGCUUACCUGACGUAGACCAGUUUAACAGCUUUGAGGACUUUUUCCAGGACUUUUUCGGUAACCUGAAACCCACCACACAAAGCAUGUUCUCAUCUCUUCACAAGAAGUAG
Eremothecium gossypii ATCC 10895 is the source of this 2433-nucleotide messenger RNA. RefSeq names its product Urc2p (gene URC2). The transcript has a single exon. Bases 1 to 2433 code for a protein of 810 amino acids. Gene Ontology annotation, molecular function: zinc ion binding; DNA-binding transcription factor activity, RNA polymerase II-specific. Lineage: Eukaryota; Fungi; Ascomycota; Saccharomycetes; Saccharomycetales; Saccharomycetaceae. Gene Ontology annotation, cellular component: nucleus. The record is from RefSeq and is marked provisional.